GAACUUUCGGGACUUUGAUUAGUUUGCGAAUAAUAAUUGUCUUACAACGCUUAUUUACCGGUCGUGAUAAUUAAUUUGUUGAUCGUACACGAAGAUGUCCGGUCGAAAGUGUAACAACUGCGGGAGUGCCGAUAUCGAAGUGGAUAAUGCGCGCGGUGAUGCGGUGUGUACCAACUGCGGAUCGGUGUUGGAGGAUAACAUAAUCGUUUCGGAAGUUCAAUUCGAAGAAAAUGCACACGGUGCAUCAAGUGCGGUGGGCCAGUUUGUGGCUUCCGAUUCGAAAGGUGGUGCGACGGCCUACGGGAAGUUCCAUGUCGGCACUGGAACAGAAUCGCGCGAAGUUACACUUCGUAAGGCCCGGCAAGGUAUUACGCAUUUGUGUCAUCAGUUGCAUUUGAAUAAUCACUGCAUCGAGACGGCCUGUAAUUUCUUCAAGAUGGCCUUGAUCAGACAUCUAACCCGAGGCAGACGAAAUACCCACAUCUAUGCGGCAUGCGUGUACAUUACCUGUCGAACUGAGGGAACAUCUCAUCUUUUGAUUGACAUUAGCGAUGUGCUGCAAAUCUGUUGUUACGAGCUGGGACGCACAUAUCUUAAGCUUUCUCAAGCUCUUUGCAUCAACAUCCCGUCUAUUGACCCUUGCAUCUACAUCAUGCGCUAUGCCAACAAGCUCGAAUUUGAGGAAAAAACUCAUGAAGUAUCGAUGACGGCACAGCGUCUGGUUCAACGAAUGAAGAAAGAUUCGAUCCAUUCCGGUCGCCGUCCCUCGGGACUCUGCGGUGCCGCUUUGCUGCUAGCUGCUCGGAUGCACGAAUUCAGCCGCACUCCGAACGAUAUAGUCCGGAUUGUCAAGAUUCACGAAUCGACACUGCGCAAGCGGUUGGUCGAGUUUGGUGAAACUCCCAGCAGUGCACUCACGUUGGAUGAGUUCAUGUCCGUUGACUUGGAGGCCGAACAGGAUCCACCGGCGUUCAAAGCUGCAAGGAAAAAGGACAAAGAACGGUUGCAAAAGUUAGAAGAGUCCACUACAGAAUUCAAUCAACUGCAAGCGGAGAUCGACGCUGCAUUGGAUAGAGAUUUGCACAAGAGUAUGAGUAGAAAACGGAAGUUUAAGGGAGAGGAUCUGUCAGUGGAUGAGAUUGGUGAGACGGAUCAGUUUAUCAAAGAAUCCACACUCGAGGUGAUCAAUGAAUGUCUGGAGGAAAAUCCGGACGGAUCCACCGGGCAGACUAAAGCAAAUGGGCGACGUAAAAUUGUUCCAGAGGGUAUGAAACCAGAUUUACUGGCCAUGUGUUCCCAUAAUAUUGAACGCAAAGAAAAUACAAAAACAGAAGAUAAAGAAGACGACGGAGAACUAAACUUGGACGAUCUAGAUGAUGAUGAAAUAAAUGGUUACAUUAUGACUGAGGAAGAAGCCCGUUACAAGGAUAUGAUGUGGAACCGCUUACAUGCUGAGCAUCUCAAAGAAAUGAAGGAAAAAGAGGAACGUUUGGCUAAGGAGCGCGAAGAAGGGAAGCCAGAAAAGAAGAAGCGGAAGAGUAAUCGAAAGAAGAACAUCGGACCUUCCAAUUCCGCAGGCGAGGCCAUUGAAAAGAUGCUUCAGGAGAAGAAAAUUUCCAGCAAGAUCAAUUACGACAUUUUGAAAACAUUGACAGACAGUACCAUCACUACGGAAGAACAGCAACAGCCGGAAGAACCGGUGAAACACGAAUCCAUUGACAUUGAUAUUUUGUCACGAAAUAGGAUUAAACCGGAAAUAGCUAUGAGCAGAGCGUCCCGCCCACCAGUGAACUUGGCAAGUCUUUCAGCUCGCAGGAAACCGCCUGUGACUGCAACGCUUCCUGUGGUCGAUAGCGAUUCGGUGGAUGUGAAACCUGUCAUCGACGAGUCACCAUUGACAAAAAUAGAACAUGCCGAACACAUUAUCGAUGAUUACGACGAAGAAGCUGAGGCUGAACCUGAGCCUGAACCAGAACCGGAGCAUAAGUCGCUAGCUGAUAUGUUGAAUACUGGCGAUGACGACGACUAUUACGGUUAUGAGGACGAAUACUAAUGAUUCUAACAUUUUGCUGAUAAUAACUAUCUCAUAAAAAUAAUAAUCUAUCUUUUAAGAGAACAGACAUAGAUUAGUUUGAGA
Ochlerotatus camptorhynchus is the source of this 2137-nucleotide messenger RNA. RefSeq names its product Brf RNA polymerase III subunit (gene Brf). Gene Ontology annotation, cellular component: transcription preinitiation complex; nucleus; transcription factor TFIIIB complex. Lineage: Eukaryota; Metazoa; Arthropoda; Insecta; Diptera; Culicidae. The transcript is spliced from 4 exons. The record is from RefSeq and is a predicted model, not a curated record. Gene Ontology annotation, biological process: transcription preinitiation complex assembly; transcription by RNA polymerase III; DNA-templated transcription initiation. Gene Ontology annotation, molecular function: RNA polymerase III type 3 promoter sequence-specific DNA binding; RNA polymerase III general transcription initiation factor activity; TBP-class protein binding. The coding region runs from base 95 to 2053 and encodes 652 amino acids.